CUCAGUUUCGUUGGCGAUACUGUAUUUUAAGCGUUGGCAACAGUGCUUCCAACCUCAAAAAUGUGUGAGGUUACGAAAUACAAUUUCAAACAAAAACUACCCGAAAUUAAAAGCGCGAUAGACAACGCGAAGUUGGUGGCCAUAGAUUUGGAAUUCAGUGCCUUGUACCCCAUAAAAAACGAGCAGCCUAGCUUGUUUGAUAGCUCCUCAGAGAGGUAUACAAAGCUUAAAAAGAAUCUAGAGAAAGUUAUACCGGUGCAAUUGGGAUUGACAACGUUUAGUUACAAUGCCGAUAGGAAUUUUUAUGAAGGGACAAUAUACAAUGUGUACCUUAAACCGGGAGCCUUUCCAAGCAUGCACACCAGUUUUUAUUUUCAAUCGGAGUGUAUUAAUUUUCUCACUUUGUAUGAUUUUAAUUUUAAUAAGUUUGCAUACGAAUCAGUCCCGUUUCUAAACAAAACCACAGAAACAGAACUAAGAAAAAACCUCAAAAACAGUGAACUUACGGAGAUGUAUUCAAACUACAAAAUGGAACUGGAGGACAUAUUUGAUAAAUUCGGCGAAGAGGUGCGAAUAUGGUACGAAAAAGCCCCCGUUGGAGACAAGUUGAGCCUCCCCAAAGUAUACGAGAAAUACAGGGGGAAUUUGGAGAUUAUGUAUUUCAUCCAGAAGAGCUUCAGAGCGAGAUUCAAGAAUUUGUGGACGAAAUGUGAUGAAGAUUUUGUUGUUUUCAAGGUGUCAGAUGAAGAUUUGAAGGCUUUGGAGUGCGAAGACAUUGAUGAAGAUUUGGUUGAUGAUCUUCUGGGAUUCACGCAAGUUUUCAGACAUUUAGUGAAGUCGAAGAAGCCUUUGAUUGGCCAUAACUGUCUUUUGGACGUAAUGCUACUAAUCAACAGCUUUGAAUGUGAUCUCCCAAGCAGUUUCAGCGAGUUCAAAAAACUAUCCCACUCUUUAUUCCCAACGAUAUACGACACAAAACGCAUUUGCUUCGAACUAAAAAACCUCAUCCCAGAGGAAAAACGUUACCACGACACCUCCCUAGGCGAUCUAUUCGAAUAUUUCAAAAAUGGUACAGGAAGGCAUGUUGUUUUGAAUUCCCCAGCUAUCGAUGCGGUAUCGGAAAGCAAUUUAGGGAAUUUUCACGAGGCAGGUUGGGACUCGUAUUGUUCCGGGUAUGUUUUUAUUAGGUUGGCAUACCUGAACAUCUGCAAGAAAUAUCCAGCCUCCAAGAGGUUUGUGAGUUCAGAGCUGAUUGGUGGAAUGGUGGAACAUAGGAAUAAGAUUAAUAUGGCCAGAGGAUACGUUAAUCAUAUUAAUCUAGAAGGCCAGGAUCCUCCUAGUUCUAGGCCACCUUGGCUUAUUAUAGAAUCAAACAGAAAUAAAACUAUUAACAUAAGUCAAGUGACUUCAAUUUUAAGUUCCUAUGGCUGUGUUGAAAUUAAAAGACUCUCGUACAAAACUAAUGGAGCGCUUGUGGCUGUAGAUAAUUUUGGCAAUGCUAGAAGAAUAAUAAAUACUUUCAAAACAAAUAAAGAUUUUAAAGUUAGGCAAUAUAAUGUUUUUAAGCAUUCCCCUGUUAUGAGAGCCUUUGUUUUCAGCGGAAUUACCAUUUCAGGAGCAUUACUUCUAUGGUUAACACAUUCUGUUACUAAAAGAGUGGUUGGCGAGUUUUUCUAAAAAUUGCACAGCUUGAAUGCCGUUCGACUCUAAAUGUGGGUCUGGAGGUUCAGAGGACAUUUUACCAGGCCUCCAUGGUCUUUGACCGAAAAAUUCCAUGCUGUUUCCGCCUUCUAGCGGGUCAGGUUGAGGAUACG
Brassicogethes aeneus is the source of this 1814-nucleotide messenger RNA. Lineage: Eukaryota; Metazoa; Arthropoda; Insecta; Coleoptera; Nitidulidae. The record is from the annotation of a GenBank genome assembly.